Molecule: messenger RNA, 717 nt
Organism: Eimeria mitis
Lineage: Eukaryota; Apicomplexa; Conoidasida; Eucoccidiorida; Eimeriidae
Exons: 1
Coding region: 1-717 (238 amino acids)
Source: RefSeq, a predicted model, not a curated record
AUGCCAGGGCUCCCACCUCCCGCACCAGCGUCAAGGGCUGAUCGCCCUGAUACGGCUGCAGUGGGGGUUGGCGAAGCCAGGGAGGAGGAGCACGAAGCUGCCAGUUCGAAGGCGGCACAGAAGGUGGCGACAGGCCCUUCCGAUGAGCAGCUGAAAAAAUCCGAAGAGAACUCAAAAGCACGAGAUGAGAAAGAGGGAGAACCCUCUGCGGACCAAGUUUCAAAGAAAAAAACCAAGAAGGCAUCGGCGGAUUCGGACGGCGAAUCUAAGCCAAGAAAGUCACCAAAGGAAGAUUCUGAAGGCAUAAAAAAGAAAAAGAAAAAGAAAAAGAAAGCUGAGGCAUCCGGUGAGAAGUCCGCCGAACAGUCCGAUGUGGAAAGUGGUGUCAUGCACAACGAUGUCGAUGAGACUACUGCAGCGGCCGAUGCGACCUCUUCUUGGGGAUUCGGAUUCUUCGGAAAUAGCGAAGGAAAUGAUGCAUCUAAAAAGGAUGCCACUGAAAAGGAAGCAUCGCCCUCUGCGCCUCGUCCCUCCCUUCUCGGACUAAUUGUCGGCGCGGACCCUGUUGAGGAGGCCCCCAAGGGAAACGAAGUCCCCCCAUUGAAACUCUCUACUGUGGAUGGUGCUGAUGACCAGAGUGACAGUUCCUCGAGCGAAGACGGCGAGACAGACGGAGGCAUCACCAGCACAAUAGCGGGCUUCUUCUGGGGGAUAUAA